AUGGCGACGGUUGAGCCGGUCUCCGGCGAUGAGGAGCCUCGAUUUUCUAUGGAUAAUACUGAAUCAACAAGUACGAUGCCCUCACCACCUUUAGAUUUUGCUCAUGCGCGACGACGAAAGCGUUAUACAACUGGAGAGACCGAUUCCGAAGCCUAUGAGGCUGAUUACGGGGAGAAUGGAGAGGAUUCCGACUGGGACAGGAGCAGAAAUGAUGUGUAAGUUAUUUUUCGUUUUUAUGUUUGGAGUUUAGGUAUAAAUCUCGAUGAAAAUGAUGGCCUCGCCUGAAGGGUCCCAUAUUCGUUCUGGGGAAGGUUAUUUUAAUCAAACUUCAUCAAUCUUGCACCCAGGAUUUACACAUCUUGUUUUAGCUCAAUGAGAAGUGGAACCGAUCUUGAAAGAUUGCAUUUCCGAUACGUAAAUGAACGGGUUGUCAAUGAUAUCACUCUGGAGUUCUUCUACAAACCACACACGAUCUCGGUGCUCGCUUUGUUGGGCGUUUACCUGCUUUACUAUGCUUUUUGGGAGUAAGUUGUGGAAAAGUGUCAUGAUCAUUCUUAAAUGCCUUUUUUUAUUCUAUUCUCAAAUUUCCAGAGAUGACGGACCCACGGAAUCGAAUGUAUAUUUUGGCAUGAAGGCGAUGGGCGGCCUAUUCUUGGUGAUCUCGGCGAUGGCACUGCCCAACGGACCUUUUGUUCGUCCUCAUCCAAUUAUUUGGCGGGUCGUCUUUGGACUCUCGGUUUUAUAUGUCAUGCUCCUGCAAUUUACCUUAUUCCAGAACUACACUGACAUCAAGAGGGUCCUCACUUGGCUGGACCCUAAGGGCUUGGGGCAAGAAACCUUGAACGAAAAGGUAGGGCGCAGUUCGCGGACCUUGAUUUUGAGAUUUUUGGAUAUGUAAAUUGCGCAGUUAGACGGGACAUGGACUAAGAGGAGAUUAUUUUCCAGGAAUACGCGGUAAAUUGCUCGGACGUGUCGGUGGAAAGGAUCUGGGGCAUGAUGGACAUCUUCGCGGUCGGCCAUUUCCUCGGCUGGGGAAUGAAGGCCCUCCUAAUCCGGCAUUCAAUCAUCUGUUGGUACAUCAGCAUCUCCUGGGAACUGACGGAGAUCAUCUUUACCCAUUUACUCCCGAAUUUCCAGGAAUGUUGGUGGGAUGCGAUCAUUUUGGAUGUCCUGGUGUGCAAUGGUCUCGGAAUCUGUUUCGGAAUGUUCGUUUGUCGAAUUCUGGAGAUGAGAACCUUCCAUUGGGAGAGCGUGAAGUAAGAUGGGAGCGAAUUUUUACGGUUUUUUGAAGUUUUGAGAGAUUUCAAGUUUUCGUGCUGGGACCUAAAAUGAAGUAAAAAAUUUUUUUUUAAUUUUAGAAACAUCCGAACCACCAAAGGCAAGUUUAUGAGGUCCGUAAUGCAGUUCACACCCGAAAGUUGGAUCCAAGUUGACUGGUUCAACUCUUUCGCCCUGAGGCGAUGCAUCGCUAUCUUUGCAUUUAUCAUGAUCUGGCUGCUCAGCGAGCUCAACACGUUCUUCCUAAAGCAUGUAUUUGCUGUUGAUACAACCCAUCCAGUGGUGUUUUGGAGGAUUAUUUUGAUUGCUUUGAUCUCAGCACCAAGUAUAAGGUAAGCCAUCAAGUACAAUAUAAAAAAUUUUUAUAUUGGCAUAAAUUGAUAUCUCUUGUUUUAGACAGUACUAUCUCUACUGUACGGACCCCAAAAUUAAGCGGAUUGGUAUGCAAUGUUGGGUUUAUUUGGCGGUCUGUAUGUUGGAACUGGCCAUUUGUGUGAAAUUUGGCCGACAAAUGCUACCAAGAAUGAAAAUUUUCUUGAUCACUUUGUGGAUCAUCAUUUUAGUAAGUUGAUCUUUUAUUUGCGAUGUUUUUUUAUUUUUUCUUGGAAAAUUUUAGAAAUUUUAUAUAAAUUUGUGUUGUUUUAGAUCAUCGGAACUGUCGGAUGCAUCUGGCUAUCGGUCUGGUGGGCUAAGUCAUCGGUAAGUGUGGUAAUUAGAGGCUUAAUGACGAUAUUUUAGUACACGAAAAAGAUUUCGUACAAAGGAAAAAUGGAGAAUUGUUAUUUGGACUCGAGCACUGAAAAUCUCGGGGCAAUUCAGGAUGAUGUAGUCAAAAGACGGAAGAAAUUACAGAUCAACCCUCCUGGAAUGAGUGCGAAAACCAAGUCGCUAUGA
Bursaphelenchus xylophilus (pine wood nematode) is the source of this 2172-nucleotide messenger RNA. Lineage: Eukaryota; Metazoa; Nematoda; Chromadorea; Rhabditida; Aphelenchoididae. The record is from the annotation of a GenBank genome assembly.